AUGACCCCAUUGACACGUACAAUGUCCAGUCUAAAUAUCCGUAACCUGACCCAUUGGGACAAAGAGCUCAAGCAAGACCGCGCUCACCGACUAGCAGCCACUGUGCUUAAGAAUUGCAAUGCAGAUGAAGCACUUUUGAACCGUAGUCGUCUACAAGAAUUAGAAAAUCGCUCGUUCAAUCAUCAAGUUACAGUAGAUCAGUUACCAGUUACCAAUCAAAGAUCUUCAGGACGUUGCUGGUUGUUUGCAGCUACCAAUCAAUUAAGACUCAACGUAAUUCAAAAACUGAAUCUAAAGGAAUUUGAAUUAUCACAGUCAUACCUCUUCUUCUAUGAUAAAUUAGAAAAGGCCAAUUAUUUUUUGGAUCAGAUUGUACAAACCCGUGAAGAACCUGUGGAUUCAAGGUUGGUUCAACACUUAUUGAAGUCCCCCACUGAAGAUGGUGGUCAGUACAGUAUGUUUCUCAAUUUGGUUCGCAAGUAUGGUUUAAUUCCAAAGGAUAUCUACGGUGAUUUGCCUUACUCGACCAUUGCAUCAAGUAAAUGGAAUUCUCUAUUGACUUCCAAAUUACGUGAAUUUGCACAACAACUCCGUGAACCAUCUUCUAAGGAUGAAGAUACAGCAGAAAAAUUGACUUCCAUGCAACGUGAAUUGUUUGAAAUUUUCACUCUUUUCAUGGAUCUACCACCAGUGCAACCUGAUGAGGAAUUUACCUGGACCUAUUCAGACAAGGAUAAGAAGUUGCAUACUAUUAAGACGACUCCAUUGAACUUUGCUAAGGAAUAUGCUCAGUUGGACGAUACAAAACCAGUUUCAUUAAUCAACGAUCCCCGCCACGAGUUCGGUAGUAUCAUCGAAAUUGAUCGUUUGGGUAACGUUCUAGGAGGUGAGAAAGUGAGAUAUUUGAAUUUGGAGAAUGACACUUUAUCACAAUUAGUAGUCGAUUGUAUCAAGAACAACAAAGCCGUUUUCUUUGGAUCACACACCCCUCGUUAUAUGAAUAAAAAAUUCGGUAUCAUGGAUUUGCAAUCAUGGAACUACGACGCCAUCGGUUACCAUUUGAACCAAUCCAAGGAAGCUCGUAUUCGUUAUGGAGAAUCUUUAAUGACACAUGCAAUGUUGAUCACUGGUGUCCAUGUAGAUGAAUCAACGGGAAAGCCACUUCGUUACCGUGUGGAAAAUUCUUGGGGUAAGGACUCGGGUAAGGAAGGGUCAUACGUUAUGACUCAAGAGUAUUUUGAACAAUACUCCUUCCAAAUCGUCGUUGAUGUCGACCAAUUGCCACAAGAAUUAGCAGAAAAAUUCCACAAUGAACAAGAAAAACCAAUUUUACUACCAUUAUGGGAUCCAAUGGGAGCAUUAGCAGAAUAA
Messenger RNA from Zygosaccharomyces rouxii, 1371 nucleotides. It is a transcript of the gene LAP3, whose product is annotated as bleomycin hydrolase. The record is from RefSeq and is a predicted model, not a curated record. The transcript has a single exon. Gene Ontology annotation, cellular component: cytoplasm. Gene Ontology annotation, molecular function: cysteine-type aminopeptidase activity. Gene Ontology annotation, biological process: L-homocysteine catabolic process; response to toxic substance; proteolysis. NCBI's taxonomy places the organism in Eukaryota, Fungi, Ascomycota, Saccharomycetes, Saccharomycetales, Saccharomycetaceae. The coding region runs from base 1 to 1371 and encodes 456 amino acids.